UUGUUUAAUUCCAUUUUGCAGAAGUUACCAAGAACCGAUUCUGAAACCAAAAAUGGCUUCCCUUUCUAUUCUCCACCGUCCCUGCAUUUUUCACCACACCCCCAAAUCCUCAACCCUAACCCUAAAACCAAAACCCAAUUCCCUUUCAUUCUCACCCUUAACUAAACCAUCACUCAAACUCAAACUCAGAAACGGCGUCGUUAAAGCAAGCACAUCCACACCCGCAGCACCAGAACGGUUAAUCUCAAUCGCCGCAUACGCACUUCCAUUCUUCAAUUCCCUUCAAUAUGGUCACAACAUUCUCACCCAAUACCCUAAAGUCGCACUCCUCUUCGACCCAAUCAUCCCUUUCCUCUCAUUCUACAGAUCCCUCCCUUACGCUUCGUUCAUAGCGUUCUUCGCGCUUUACUUGGGAAUUGUGAGGAACCCUAUUUUUCCACAGUAUGUUAGAUUCAAUGCUAUGCAGGCUCUGACAUUAGAUGUGCUUCUGGUUCUUCCGAUGCUGUUUCAGAGGAUUUUCUCUCCUGGGAGAUAUGGAUUAGGUUUUAAGAUUUUGGUUUGGUCGCAUAAUGUUGUGUUUGUUUUUAGUAUUCUGUGUUUUGUUUAUAGUGCUUUGUGUUGUCUUUUGGGUAGGACUCCUUACCUGCCUUUUGUUGCUGAUGCUGCUGCUAGACAAAUCUGAAUAUCAUAUGAUAGAUUAUAGGAUUACUAUGUGUUGUAUUGAAUUGUAUCAAACAAACAAUUACCUCUCUUUUGCUGUUCUGUUAGUUAUUUUGGGUUACUUGAAUUAAUGAAUGAAUACAAUUAAUUAUCCUUUUCAAUUUA
Molecule: messenger RNA, 825 nt
Organism: Medicago truncatula (barrel medic)
Lineage: Eukaryota; Viridiplantae; Streptophyta; Magnoliopsida; Fabales; Fabaceae
Product: protein TIC 20-II, chloroplastic
Exons: 1
Coding region: 53-682 (209 amino acids)
Source: RefSeq, a predicted model, not a curated record